AUGCUGAUGAAGGGCCGAGCCAAGGAGCCGGUGUCCCCCACGCGCCUCAUGGUGCAGCGCCAGCUGCGGUGCUGCGGCACCGCCGCGCCCAGGCCUUUGCAGCGUUUUGUGACGCGCUUGGCAGACUUCUCGGUGCCCUUCUUGGAGCAGCACCGCUGCGAGGUGCUCUGCACCUCGGGGCUGCUGGUGAUCGCAGGUAUGGUGUUGAGCAUGGCCUCACUGGUGGGUGGCCUGGCGCGCGGGACGUUGCUGGAACACCUCAGCUGGAUCAACCUGGAGAGCGACGAGGAGCAGCGAUUCCUGGGCAUGCGCUUCGUGUGCAUCGCGGAGGGCCCCUUGCUGAGCCCAGCCUUUCAGGAGGCGUGGUCAGGCAGCGACCGGUGCAUCCCGCUGAGCGCCUUGGUGUGCGAGGCCCCGGACCCAAUGUCCUGCCGAAGUUGGGAUGCCAACUGCUUAUCGAGCGCCAGGGCCAAGGCCUCCAGCUGGGAGCGCGCCCAGUGCUCCGCGUGUCGGAACUCCACCGUGGCGCUGCUGCUGCCCAUCCUCAUCUCCACCGCGACGUACUUGAAGCUCAUGCACGGCGUUUUCGUGCGAUUGAGCGGCCGGGACGCCGCGCUGAACAAGUGCACCUUGGUCUUCGCUGGGCUUCUCGGGGGCCUGGCGAACCUCUUCAUCAUGGGCAUCUAUUACGUCACCUGCAUCUCCACGCUGCAGCGCGCCGAGAUCUUUCUGCAGCCCAUGCUGGGCCCAGGCUUUGGGUGCGUCCUGCUGGCCACGAUCUUCAAGCUGAGCGCCGCGUUUCUGAAUCUGGCGCUGCCGCUGGAGGCCUGCUCGGACGUAAGCUCGGAAGAGCCCUGA
Effrenium voratum is the source of this 858-nucleotide messenger RNA. The record is from the annotation of a GenBank genome assembly. NCBI's taxonomy places the organism in Eukaryota, Dinophyceae, Suessiales, Symbiodiniaceae.